Messenger RNA from Mycena citricolor, 1205 nucleotides. Lineage: Eukaryota; Fungi; Basidiomycota; Agaricomycetes; Agaricales; Mycenaceae. The record is from the annotation of a GenBank genome assembly.
GUACGAUAAGGCGUCGGGUAUGGAUUCCUCUGUCGUGUCCAUGAUAAGGACAGUAGCUCGUCGGUGGCUGUGCGACGAAGAUCUUCUCCUCAAAACCAUCAUGAGCGAGGAAGAAGUAGUGGUGGUGAAUAAGAAUAAGGCGCAUAGAAAGGAGAAGCCAUGGGAUACCGAUGACAUUGACCACACCUCCGACAGCUGGAAAAUCGAUCAAUUCAAUCGCGAAGACUACAUCGCUGCUAAACCAUUCCUUGAAGAAUCGUCCUUUGCUACGCUUUUCCCCAAGUACCGCGAAAAGUAUCUACGGGAGGUUUGGAGUGCAGUAACACAGGCCCUGGAUGCGCAUUACCUUGGGUGCACACUGGAUCUGGUCAGCGGAUCCAUGUCCGUGCGAACGACCCGUAAAACAUUUGACCCGUACAUCAUCCUCAAGGGACGAGACAUGCUCAAGCUACUUGCUAGAGGCGUUCCCAUCACUCAGGCUGUGAAAGUGCUCGAGGACAACACCGCGUGCGACAUCAUCAAAAUCGGGAAUCUGGUGCGCAACAAGGAGCGCUUCGUGAAGAGGAGACAGCGGAUCAUUGGCCCGGAUGGGAGCACUCUCAAGGCUAUCGAGUUGUUGACGCAGUGCUACGUCCUCGUACAAGGAAACACCGUCAGUGUCAUGGGGCCUUACAAAUCGCUGAAAGAAGUGCGGAGGAUAGUGCUCGAUUGCAUGAAGAACAUCCACCCCAUAUAUCGCAUCAAGGCAAGCUCAACAUCCCACCGAAACCCUAAACUGGCCACCGAAUCAUGGGACCGAUUCCUCCCGUCCUUCCGCAAACGGCAUCUCAAAACUUCGGAGAAGACGGCCAAGAAAAACGAGGCUAUCGAGUCCAAGAACGAAGCCCGUGCUGCAGCAGGGCUGGAGCCCAUCGCAGGACCUUCGAAACCUGCAAAGAAGCAAAACGAAACGACGGCAAAACGACGAGCAGAGCGGGCAGAGGCUUUCGUUGCACCUGCCGAACAAGCCGCGCCAACAAUCGAAGAAAAACGCAAGCGGAAAGCGGCGGAGCGGGAUGAAGAUGGGGUGCGUGAUGAGGAGGCAAGGAAAAAGAAGAAGAAAAAGAAGAAGGAGAGUCGGGAGGAAGAUGAUUCAUAAGCCUCGUGUUGCAUUUUUACCAGGAUCCUGAAUGCUGGGGGGAUAUUCUGCAUGAAGCGAUUCAACU